Molecule: messenger RNA, 2595 nt
Organism: Dermacentor silvarum
Lineage: Eukaryota; Metazoa; Arthropoda; Arachnida; Ixodida; Ixodidae
Exons: 5
Coding region: 13-612 (199 amino acids)
Source: RefSeq, a predicted model, not a curated record
UCAAGCCGCCUGAUGUUCGGCGUUGGCGGCCGCAUCCUGCAGUUGGUCGGCAACUCCGCCUACCAUACCUCCGCGGUGACUGGCGUGAGCGAGCUUCUGUCGCAGCCGCUCGACGAGCAGGGCGGAUUGGACGUGUUUGUGGCAAGCUUGUCGGUGGACACAAAGCCAGACGUCGCCAGCGGCCUUUCAAGUGAAAUCAAUAUAGGCGCAGAACACCUGCAACAGGCCGACAGCCAGACCCAGAGCCCACUAGAUGAGCGGACUCCUGGCCCCAGCUCUGCUGAAACCAGCCAGUCCCAAGGAGCGCAACGCCGGUGCCGCAGUCCCCGUCGUGUGUCGAACCACGGACCCCUCUUAGAACGUGUCGCCGAGGACUGCGCAAGAACUGCGGCACAAAAUGCAGAGACAAACAAACUACUUCGUGGCGUCCUUGAGGGCGUGACCCAGAUGGCCAGUGCCUCGGUACGGCAGGCUGUGGCAGCCGAACGGAUGGCAGCAGCCGCAGAGAGACAGUCUGAACAACUGGCAGAUAUGCUCCGUCACGUGGGUCAGCUUUCGCCGUUGCUGGCCUCGUUCAUGCAAGAAAGGGCCGCUGCAAGAAGACUGCAGUAGUUGCAAUUUAAAUGCCUUAAGGAGAGAGUUGAUUCUGAGGACAAACAUUUAAAAAAUCUUUAUUAUUUGCGUGACGGUGCUGAAAACGUGUAGAUAUGUACAAUUUUAUGUGUUUAUAUUCAAUAUGAGGUUCACUUUCGUUAAAAUUAUUGUGUUCCACAUUUGUGCAAGUUUCAUUUGCACAACUUUCUGGAAAAAAGAUUGCGAUAAACCUUUUCAGAUCUCACUGAACAGUCUGUCGUCAGCUUCUUCCCGAGGCAAGAAAUACAGUAAGAUCAGCCUUAUAGCUAUUAAAAGGAGAUUAAAAAAGCGCACGUUUUCAGCACCAUACCUGAAUGAAUCAGGAUGUAAUGUUUUUUUUUCACCUAGGAGUCAAAAUUUCCCCUUAAAUUCCAACUAUGUUCAUUAGGAUAUUUGUUGUUAAGCCAAUUUUCAACAAUAAUCAAUUUUUUUAUAUUGUCGCGAGAGGAAACGGCAAUGCUUUCAGCUCAGAGCGAACGGCUGUUUAUUUUCUUGUCAGGCGAUCGCAACUACGAACGUCGUCUUUAUUAUCGACCACUAAGAGAGAGCAUGGCUUUAUGGUACUUUUUCAUGCGCUUAAUCACCGUUGGACACAUCUGUGAAAAUUUGUUUUCAGAUAUGUCACCUUAUUCACCUAGCAACAAGUGACCUGUGGGCGGAGAGACAUUGUCUGUCGCAUUGUGUUCAACGGACUCAUGCCAUCUUUUCCAUACAUUGAAGUAUUAAUUAGUCUAGUCAGGCAUCUGUGAUAAUUCAGCGAAUGCAGCCUUUCUGCGUCACGAAUGAGAGAACCAUUUUGUGUGUUAUAUGAAGCGAUUGAGGCUGGCGGCAUAAGAAUAUAUGUUUUUGAUUAAUAUGACAUCUCAGCCACUGCUUGCACGUAACGUUGAAUAUGAGAAGCUGUAUCUGUCAAGUGCUUCGCUGUACCUGAUACGCGAGAGAGGUUCUACUUGCUGUGAUAUUGUGAUUCUGUGAUAUACGUGUUUUGUAUAGGAAUGCUGGCUCAGCAAUACAUUUGUAAGAGACUCAACUAUGUGCCUUUAAAAGGAAGCUUUAGUGUGUGGCCAACUCCGGUGCCGUCUAUUGAAGUAGAUGUAAAACGCAGAAAUGCUUUUAUGACACACACCCUGGACCGGUGUGAAUGAGUGUUGUUGCAUUUUACGAGAGAAACUUAAAUUCUUGUGAAUUCAGUAAGCAGAAUUUCGAAUGAGAGCCUGGAAUAUUUUGCAAAAAUAUACCACUUAAAAAGUAAAAAAAGUAAGAAAAAUGAAGCAGAGCGUUUACAAUUUUGUAACUGUGCACUAAAGACAGAUAUCACAGUUCUGCAAGCUACGUCGGUCAGUGCAUCUAAAUCGGAGGCAUUAGAUAAUUUAUUUACAGGGGACAAGAAUUUGUUACGAGAUUUACAUAGAUAUUGCGAAAAUCGCAAACAUAAAUUACUCGUAUAUUUCUGUUCGGGUAUAAUUAUACAUCAGUUUUUGUUCGCUCUGGAUGCCUUAUUAGUUGCAGUUUACAAAAUUGUGGUAUUGUGUUUCACUACUGAGUUACAGAGUUGUAAACAUGACAGUAUCGUUUCUUGAAAUUUUUUGAAGUUGUGAAAUUCUAACAAUUUUUAAUAAAAAAUGGACGGCUUAAAUAAAUAUACUUAGUCGCUGCAUUUUAACUUUCCUCAAUAAAUGGAAUAAACCUCAUCAAAUUCUGCGUGCCUGUCGCCGAUAAAACUUAUUUAUCUGUUCCCAUCUGUUUAAAUAGGAGCUUCCGGCCGAGCUAAUGCUUUCUCUUAAUGCAGUUUUAAGCAUAGAUGCAUAUGCGACGUUAGUCCUGCUUUGUGUGUCAUUUUUACGAAUACAUCACGAAAGCGCCAGUGUGUUACAUGGAGUGUUUGACCAUAAUCUUACUGUGAACACCAGCGUGGUGACUCUUACAACGUUACGCUUCGAGCUACGUCCACAAUAAAGUGAA